GCCCCGCCCCAUCCCUGUCCUCAUGACCCCUCGUCCACCCCCCACACACACUACAAGGCCGAGGUCUUGUAGUGCAGCAGCCCCCUCUGCUCACCCUUCCCGGCCUUGGUCCACAGUCAGGAUGUCGGCAGACGUGGACGGGCAGUCCACAGCUGCAGGUGCCAGAGCCCAUCCCAGUCUCACCUGCCACCACCACUCCCGCCUCAGGGCCGGGCCCAGGCUUCAGCACCUGACACUUCGUGAGACAGCGACACCAGAAAGCCCUCGUGGGGGCGCUGCUCCCCAUCCCGGGCUCUGGCCAGCCGGGAGCUUGGCUCUCCUCUGGCUACAGUGGAUAGAGGGGGCUGGCCACGGAACCUCGGCAUUUCCUUCCAACCCAUCCAAACACGGAGGCAGCCUUGGGAGCCCCGAGCUGUGGGCUGGGCAGCCCACUGCACCACCUUGCUGUUUUGGGGUCCUGGGCUGGGGCCGCCAUCCCCGGCGGCAGGCCUCCCAUAACCACAUGUAUUUAUUCCUCCGUCCUACACCGUGCCCUCCUGCCCUCACCCGCAGCACAGGGGAUUCUGAGCAGUGCCUCUUGUCUGAGGGACAUAUCGGUGACCUCAACAUUGCCUUUAGACUACAGUUGUGUUAGCCUCUUGCGUAUCGGCUUUUCCAGAGUCAUUUAUGAGCAGAAAAAAAAAAUGAAGUAAAACUUUGCUAAUAUUAAAAAA
Messenger RNA from Callithrix jacchus (white-tufted-ear marmoset), 713 nucleotides. Lineage: Eukaryota; Metazoa; Chordata; Mammalia; Primates; Cebidae. The record is from RefSeq and is a predicted model, not a curated record.